CGGGCCGUGACGUCACUCGGUCGGCUCCUGGGGAAGGACUGCGCAACGGCAGCGCCAAAUUCAAAAUGCUUCGCCGUGGAGAUCGGUACCGGGCCACCGUGUCCAAGUGCUCGGCGCUGGGCAUGGAGAUCAAGAGGAAGAAGAUCCGGGAGAGCGUCGUCUUCCCCUCCCAGGAAGAGGGCUGUAUCCAGGAGAAGCUUGGCUUUGAAUGUCGUAUGCGAGAGGGCAUAUGCAAGCUGCUGUCAGUCAGCACCCAGAAGGAUCAGAUACUAAAUGCUGUGAAAAAUCUCAUGACCUGCAAUGCCCGGAUCCAGGUUUAUACCGCGCAGCUUCAUUCCCCACUGGAGGCAAGGAACGCCAUGUCCUCAGGCAGAAGGUUGUCAGAUGCUGGACUGAAGGAACGCUUGGCCUGUCCUGGAAAGCUCUCUAUAACAGGUAUAAGAAUUCCCCUGAUGUGGAAGGAUACAGAACACUUUGGCAGCAGAGAAAAAUCGGAUCGCUAUGCAGUAUUCUGCAUGUUGAGACUUGGCCAGGAAAUAUUUGAUACAGAUAUGGUUAUCGUGGAUAAAGCAAUGACCGAUAUUUGUUUCGAGAACGCUAUUGUAUUCACUGAAGCACGGCCAGACUUUCAAUUAAAGCUGGAAGUAUAUAGCUGCAGCAUGGAAGAAUCGUCUGUAGCAAACACUCCCAAGAAACUCGCACGGAAGCUUAGAAACUCAAUUGGGAAAUCUACAGGGAAGAAAUUUAAUUCAGAACUUGAAGAAUCUGAGCCAGAAGCUCUUUUUUCCUCCAAUCCUCACAUGCCGGGAGCAAAAUACAGGCUUUUGGCUCAUAUUACAUUCACGCUGAAUAGUGUGGAAGAUGGCUUCAGAACCCAUACCCUUACGAUCACAGGACAUGAGGAUUCCUCUUUCUGGCUUCCAUUGUAUGGGAAUGUAUGCUGCCACUUGAUUGCACAGCCCACGUGUGUAACUGAUGAAGUUGUUAGUGGUUUCUUUAACCAGCAGGAAAUGGUUGGUGGCGUUUGUAGUUGGAACAGACUAUACUGUGUGCUGAAAGGUGGGAACUUGCAUUGCUACUAUUCACCGGAAGAAAUAGAAGCUAAAAUCGAGCCGACUAUGACCAUUCCUAUUAACAAGGAAACAAGAAUCCGUGCCGUGGAGAAAGACUCCAAGAAAAGAACCAACAGUUUUACCGUUAUCAACCUGGUGUCUGGAGAAGCUGUAACAAAAAUAUUUUCCGCUGACAGCAGAGAAGAACUUCAGAAAUGGAUGGAAGCCUUCUGGCAGCAUUUUUACAACCUCAGUCAGUGGAAGCAUUGUGCAGAAAAACUCAUGAAAAUCGAGAUUAUGUCACCACGGAAACCACCAUUGUUUCUAACAAAAGAGGCGACGUCAGUGUACCAUGAUAUGAGUAUUGGUUCUCCUGUGCAGCUUGAAAGCCUAACAGAUAUUCUGCACAGGAAAAUUGAAGAGACAGAUGGCCAGUUUCUCAUUGGUCAGGAAGACUCUGUUUUACCUCCAUGGUCUGCCUUAUUUGAUGGCAAUCAUGAACUUCAUAUAGAAAAGAACACCCUUUCUCCAAAAAAUAACGAAUCAAACCCUCUGGACAGCAAAGGAAAGAAAAGAAGAGCUCCGCCUCCACCUCCCAACAAGACCCCAUAUAGUACAGUUCAGAAGGUCCUGGACCCUACAGAAAAGGAGAAUAUCUGGCCGCGAUCUCGCAAGUCUCUCGAUGCCAAAUUGUCUUCUAUCAUGCAACAGUUCCAGAAGCCAACCAUCCCUCCUAGAAAGGCCAUGUUCCCUGAGGGCAAUGACCAGACUGAAAGAGAUGCUGAGGAGCUUCCAUCAAAACCAGUUCCAGCUCCAAGACAAAAGUCCAUGAAAGAUAGACUGGUCCCAAAGUCGUGGUUACAGUCUCAAGAAUGAAUGCAUUUUUGGUGUAAGUGUAUGGUAAACUGGAAGAAAAUAAUUCACGUACAAAUUAACUGUAAUUUACUACAAAGAACCUGUUAAAAUAUUUUUUUUCUUUGUCCCUGAAAGCAGUUGCACAGCGUAAUUGGCUUAUUAUUUUAAUCACAAGCCUAUCCUCGUGUUAUUUUAUUUUUAUUUUUUUUGUGUUCAGAUUAUGUAUAAGAAUUUUUCGCAUACCCUGAAAGAAAACCAGGCUCUUUUGAAGAUUAUUAUUAUCCGCUGGCUCGCAGACUGUUCAGCCUCGUAAUUACACCCAGGACACAAAAGUAAAAUGUCAGUUUAGGUUGACUUGUACACAUUUAUUCCUUUCUUUGCCAGUGACUGUCCUGAGCUGAGGUU
This is a messenger RNA of Bufo bufo (common toad), 2312 nucleotides long. It is a transcript of the gene RTKN2, whose product is annotated as rhotekin 2. The record is from RefSeq and is a predicted model, not a curated record. The transcript is spliced from 12 exons. Lineage: Eukaryota; Metazoa; Chordata; Amphibia; Anura; Bufonidae. Gene Ontology annotation, biological process: hemopoiesis; positive regulation of cell population proliferation; signal transduction. The coding region runs from base 66 to 1928 and encodes 620 amino acids.